Messenger RNA from Alternaria infectoria, 759 nucleotides. RefSeq lists its product as uncharacterized. The transcript is spliced from 4 exons. NCBI's taxonomy places the organism in Eukaryota, Fungi, Ascomycota, Dothideomycetes, Pleosporales, Pleosporaceae. The record is from RefSeq and is a predicted model, not a curated record. The coding region runs from base 1 to 759 and encodes 252 amino acids. Gene Ontology annotation, molecular function: glycosaminoglycan binding; N-acetylglucosamine-6-sulfatase activity.
AUGAACGGACACUCCACCUCCACAUACGAUGCACCGCGAGCCAGCGGCUGGAAUGGUUCUGACUUCCUGAUUGAUCCCGGAACAUACGUCUUCUACAACUCAACCAUGACGCGUAACCACGACGUCUACAGAAACUCACCUGGAGAAUACUCAACCGACCUCGUAGCCAAUGCCGCAGUAUCCUUCUUAGACGAAGCCAUCGCAGCACCAGACCGGCCUUUCUUCCUCGGCGUCGCACCCAUAGCCCCCCACUCAGAAACAAUCACCAACCCACGCCCUACAAAGUUCAACCUACCCGUCCCCGCAAAGCGACACGAGCAUCUCUUCCCCGACGUAAAAGUACCCCGAACACCAAAUUUCAAUCCCUCCAAGCCAGGAACAGCAUCCUACUUCUCCACGCUCCGCCCGCUCAACGCCUCAGAAAUCGCGUACAACGACGCCUGGUACCGCGCGCGCCUUCAAACCCUCCAAUCCGUCGACGACCUCAUCGAGUCCAUCAUGAACCGCUUGAACCAAAACCCCGAAGUACUGGAAAACACUUACUUGAUAUACACAACCGACAACGGCUUCCACAUCAGCCAACACCGGCUCCCACCCGGCAAAUCCUGCGGCAUAGAAGAAGACAUCAACAUCCCCUUCUUCAUCCGCGGCCCGGGCGUCUCCAAAGGCGCAGUGAUGGAUAUACCGAGUAGUCAUACGGAUAUCGUGCCUACGCUGUUUCAUCUCGCUGGAAAGGGGUGGGAAGAGCGAGCAUGUUAA